Molecule: messenger RNA, 2665 nt
Organism: Aspergillus ibericus CBS 121593
Lineage: Eukaryota; Fungi; Ascomycota; Eurotiomycetes; Eurotiales; Aspergillaceae
Product: transcription factor IIF subunit TFG1
Exons: 4
Coding region: 158-2296 (712 amino acids)
Biological process (GO): positive regulation of transcription elongation by RNA polymerase II; transcription initiation at RNA polymerase II promoter
Cellular component (GO): transcription factor TFIIF complex; nucleus
Molecular function (GO): RNA polymerase II general transcription initiation factor activity; TFIIF-class transcription factor complex binding; DNA binding
Source: RefSeq, a predicted model, not a curated record
CACCUGACCUGAGCUUCCACUUUUACUCAAAGUGUUUGCCGCUGGGCUGGUACUUCACGGACUUGAGUCAUUAAUGUGGUACUAACAAGUCUGCGCGCUUUGCCAUCAACUUCCUCUUGAGUCUGGAAGUCGAUUCGGAAUUCGAGCGGCGGCUAUUAUGACUACCCCUUCGAAUGACCACCCAAUGCCGACCCCAACGGGGUCGAACGGUCCACCGCCUCUGAGGAAUCGUCGCCCAAAAGUGGCGGAUCCCCUCGUGCGACCGAAGAGAAGGCCGGCAAUGAGAACCCCAGUUUCAACAUCAGCAGCAAAUGGCGCAUCAAGAUUACCAUCAUCCAGGCCCGUCACUUCAAAUGUGCUUCCUGGGAGUCGAAUCGAGAAAAUUGGCCCUGCGCUUCCAAGACAUGAAUUCUCGGCAAACGGAUUCAGUGGCCCAUUGUUGUCCGAAACUUACGUUGAUUACCCGAUUGUGACUACAAGACGAGCAUUGCGUGAAGGCUUGAAGCAUCAUAUUGCAAGGUUCACGUCGAAGAAAUCCGUUGAUCCUCGCGAUGAGUCUCAAUUUACUCGUCCCGUUAGACUCCAGCGCCGGGACCCACGAGCACGAUCGCAUGAAGCACACGCCGAGAGAGGUCAUUUCAAUUCGAAAAUGGGCCCCGAACAAAGUACUCAGACAGAUGAACUUGAACGUGAGGAACUGGAGGCGAGGAAGGUAGCUCGCGAAAAGGAACGUGCAGAAAACAUGGCCCAAAUAGCCCCCUCCGUUGGAUCAGCGCCGAAAAGACAUAACGCACCUAAACAGAAAACUCAGCAGGUGGCUAAGACGGAUAUGACACCCGAAGAGAUAGCCAGGACUCGAAUAAAGUACGAAGAGGCUCUGCCAUGGCACUUGGAAGAUUUUGACAACAAGAAUAUCUGGGUGGGAAAUUACGAAGCCGCAUUAUCAGAGACCCAUGCAGUGUUUGUGCUUGAGAAUACCGGGAGAAUGAGAAUGAUACCGGUGGAAAAAUGGUAUCGCUUUAGUGCGAAAAACCAAUUCAAGGCCCUGACCAUAGAAGAGGCCGAAAGAUUCAUGGCUAAAAAAGUCAAAGACCCGCGGUGGUUCAUGGAGAAGCAGCAAGAACUAGCUCAACGGAAGGAGCUCGAACAGUUUGCCAAGCAACAGAAGGUGUAUGCCGGAAAACAGGGUACUCCUGCCGGAGUUGAAGGCUUAGAAGCAGACGAGAUGGACUUCGAAGAGGAUAGGUUUGCUGACGAUGAGGAGCAUGACGAUCUUUUCAACGAGGACGAAGAAGCAAAAGCGGCUGAGAAGCGAAUUAAAAAAGACCAGUUGAAAGCGAAUGUGUUCGAUUUGAAAAACGAGAAGGAUUAUGAAGAGGAGGAGAUCAGAGAAAAGAGAGAGAAAGAAGCCCGUCGCGUGCUCGGGAAGAAAGUGAGGAAGGCUCUUCAGAAGAGAGAAAAGAACUACGAUUAUAGUAGUGGCUCGGAUGUGAAUCCGUAUUCUGAUGAUGAGAGCUCGGAUGAAAGUGAAACUGAACGGCCGAAGGAGGAAGAGGUAAAAGCGGAAGAGGAGAAGAGCAAGAAAGAGCCUUCCUCAAGGGGUAACCUUACGCCAUCAGGUCGCUCAAGACACAUGGAUCUGUUGAAAAAAGGCACCGUCACAGCGCCUCGGAAGCGACUGGGAUCUCCGUCUGAUGCAAGUGGGACAGAUACUUCUCGUAAGAAGGGGAAGAGCAAGCAUCCAUCUUCCCAGCCUACACCUCAGCCAUCUUCUCGUCCCAUGUCUCCCAGUGCAGCAUCAACGUUGCCUGUGAGCAAAAAGCGCGUCCGGAAUGUGCUAGCGGCGGGUGCGGGAUCUAUCAGCGAUGUUGACGGUGGUGCAGGGUCAGGAGGUGAGAUGAGUGAAAGUGGGAAGGCUAAGAAGUUGAAGCUCAAUCCUCCCUCUGUCACCUCGCAGAGUGUGACACCCCAAGGAUCUAGGGCUGGCAGCCCGGUCCCCUUGGGUAGCAAGAGCUUCUCAGGAAGUCGUGCUAGCAGUCCAGAGUCAUUGAGAGGCCCGACUCGCAUUUCAACACCAGGUCCAUCUAGUAACACUCAGGGUUUCCCGACGCCUGCGGAAAUUCAUGCCGCCAUCCCGCAAUCCGGCAUCUUGAGCAGCGACUUACUGAGAAUCUUCCGUCCUCGUAUCGGGGAAUCCAAGGAGAACCACCGAAGAUUUAUCGCUAUUGUCAAAGACGUGGGGGUUUAUGGAAAAGAGGACCGGCUCCUACGACCUGGUUCACUAAAGGGACCCUGAUUGCAUGUGACAUCCUUUUGAGGAGGGUUAAGUACUGCACGUGUCAUGCGCCAAUUGUUGAAUAGCUCCUGAUGAUGACCUAGUAAUGCACACGUCAGGAGAAGAUUGCAGUGGCCUUCUUGUAAAAGAGAAGUUCUAUUAUGCUUGAGUAGUGGCCGCUGCACUGUGUACAACUAUGGUAUCUAUCCAAGUUGUUAACAAUCUGAAUAGAACAGCGGCUGCUGGCAAGUGUAAAUGAUCUACAUUUAGUUGUCUGCAACUGUGAUGUACAAUUUUCUACUCAUCACGCCGCCGACCCAACCGUGAAACAGUGAAAGGGUAGGUUGGCCACGGCUCUAUUAAUCCUCUCAGCUCCAAGAAUCAGGUAUU